This is a messenger RNA of Adineta ricciae, 3903 nucleotides long. Lineage: Eukaryota; Metazoa; Rotifera; Eurotatoria; Adinetida; Adinetidae. The record is from the annotation of a GenBank genome assembly.
AUGGAUCAGAUUGAAAUGCUCACUACUGAUCGACACGUUACUUCAGUAGAACGUGUGGCUGCUGACAUUCCAAUGCAUAACAACUCUGAACUACUUUCGAACACACAGUCUACAUCCGAUUUCUAUGAUGAAACACAAGAGAAGGAUGAAAUCAGCAUUUCGAAUCCUUUACAUGAGCUAAAACGUUCCAUUCUUGGAACACCGAGCGGCAUUCUCCGUAUCUUCUUAUCUUCUACAUUCAUUUGUACCACGAUGGCUAUUGGAAUUAUCAUCGUUUGCUUAACUGCACCAAAACCAAAAGUAUUGACAUGCGGAUUAAAUUUCGUGCGAACGGGAACAAAUCCCAUCGAAUAUAAUUAUGGACCAGUAUCCGUUGCCAUCGGUGACUUUAAUCUGGACACUUGGAUCGAUAUGGUCAUUGUCAAUUCGAUUGUUAGUCGGAUCGGAGUUUAUUUUGGAAAUUCGAAUGGAACUUUUGUCAAAGAAUACGAGUAUUCAACUGGUAUCAAUUCCCAUCCCACAAUGGCUGCAGUCGACAAUCUCAAUAAUGACUCAUAUUUAGAUAUUGCAAUUGCAAAUUAUAACAGUCAUACUAUUGGAAUCUUUUAUGGAUUCGGUAAUGGAUCGUUUCAAGAUCAAAUCGAAAUAUCAACAGGAAUCUCACAACCACUAUCACUUCAUCUAGUUGAUUUCAAUAAUGACACAUUUGUUGAUAUUAUUGUUAUUAAUCAUGGAACGAACAGUAUUAGUAUAUUCUAUGGUGAUAGAAAGGGAAAUUUUGUCAAUCUAUUUACUUAUUCAACUGGAUAUGAUUCGUUUCCAUAUGCAUUGACUACAGGAGAUCUAAAUAAUGAUAAUCGCUUAGAUAUUGUUAUUGCAAAUUUUGGAACGAACGAUAUACAUUUAGUGUUUUUUAAUAGUAGUAAUACGAUUCAACAAUCACUGAUCAUUUCAACUGGGGUCGAUUCUCAACCAUCAUCGGUUGUAGUUGCAGAUUUCAAUUCGGAUGGAUUCGUUGAUAUUGCUGUUAGUAACUAUGGUACGAAUAUGACUUAUGUACUUUUAAAUGAUGAACAUGGAAAAUUUUUGGAGCGAACAUUGUAUUCGAUCGAUUCUUCUUCGCCAUACUCGAUCCGCGUCGGAGAUCUCAAUGGAGAUGAUCGAUUGGACAUAUUUACUGUUAAUAUCGGACUGAACAACACUGCUUUACUUCUGGGUUUGGGCGAUGGCAGUUUUUCCAAUGUAAUGAUGAACACAACUGGAUCUGCUUCGUCCAUCUCGUUUGUUUUAUGUGAUUAUAAUAAAGAUAAUCGGUUGGAUGUAAUCGUCGUUAGUAAUGACACUGGAAGUAUUGAACUUCUCAAAGGAUAUUUUGCAGGUUUUCCAUCAUACGCAAAGCACGAUGUUGGGUACAAUUCGACGACUGUAGCUGUCAAUGAUUUUAACUAUGACGGAAUAUUAGAUAUGAUACUUCUUAGUAAUACAGAUGACAUGAUGAUGGUGUCUUUUGGAUAUGGUAAUGGAACAUUCCAAAGUCCUAAUCUCUAUGAAACGAACGACAGUCCAUAUUCCUUAGCGAUGGGUGACUUUAACAACGACACAAAUAUGGACGUGGUUGUUGUCAAUCGUGAUAGUCAUAAUAUUUGUGUAUAUCUUGGUGAUAGUGACGGUACUUUUGAAACUCCAUCGAACUAUUCAACGGGCUCCGAGCCAGUGUUCGCAGCUGUUGGUGAUUUUAACAACGAUCACCGUCUGGAUAUUGUUGUUGCUAACUAUGGUAGCGAUAGUGUGAGCGUCUUCUUAGGAUACGGCAACGGCAGUUUUACAACUCAACGAAGAUACUCAAGUGGCUAUAGGCCAUAUUGCGUAGCAAUAAGUGACUUUAAUAAUGAUAAUCAAGUCGACCUGGUUGUUGCCAACUAUAGUAACAAAACUAUAACCAUUCUUAAGGGAUAUAACAAUGGAAGUUUUGGAAAUCCAACAACAUAUGGAACUGGUACACGCCCAUACUUUGUAGCGGUUGCUGAUUUGAAUAAUGACAGCCGAAUGGAUAUUGUUGUUGCUAAUUCUAAAAGCGGUACGGUGAGUGUUAUAUUAGGAGAUCGUAACGGUACCUUUGCAACACAAGUUACAUAUGGAGUGGGUAGCGCACCAGCAUGGAUAGUUAUUGUCGAUUUAAAUAAUGACACACGAUUAGAUCUUAUUGUCAGUUGUUCUGAAGUGACAACUGUGUACAUUUUAUGUGGACUCAGUAAUGGUUUGUUCGAAGCUGCAGUGUCAUAUCGUGUGCACGUACACGCAUUUUCUGUAGCAGUUGGAGAUUUGAAUAAUGAUAAACGGCUGGACUUAAUUCUAACAGCCAAUAGUGGUACCAAUGUAAGUAUAUUACUCCAGUCUGAUACAGGUGCUCUGGCAACCGACUUAAUAUAUGCAUCUGGUGGUGGUUCCAUAUUACAGUCAAUGGCCAUUUGCGACCUGAAUAACGAUAGUCGACUAGACAUGGUUGUUGCGAAUUAUGGUACUGAUGAUAUUUCAAUUCUGUUUGGUACUGACAAUGAGACUUUCCUCAGUCGACUCACGAUUGACAUGGAACUGAAUUCUCAACCUACAUCAGUUGCUAUUGGCCAUUUCAAUGAUGAUUCUCAAUUAGAUAUUGCAGUAGCUCUUUCUGGUUUUUGUCAAGUUGGAAUGUUACUUGGAGAUGGUCGAGGAUCUUUCAUCCGUCAAGCAACCUACCAGUUUCCUUCUGGAUCUCCUCCGUUCGUUAUUUCCUCUGGAGAUUUUAAUAAUGAUGGACGAACAGAAAUUGUUGUUGGAUACGAUGAUAGUGAUGAGAUUGACAUACUUACUGUGUUGAAUUCUGGAUCAUUUGCAGAUCCGCAGACAUAUUUAGUUGGAAUAAAUCCACGGUUUAUAGUCCUAGCAGAUAUGAAUAACGACAGUUAUGCUGACAUGAUGGUUGUUAACUAUGAUUCUGACAGCGUAAGCGUCUUCUUAGGAGUUGGGAAUGGUAGUUUUCAAUACGAAUCAACAUAUUCGGUUGAAAGCAGUCCAACUUCUGCAGCCGUCGGCGAUUUCAAUAACGACGAUCGGCUCGAUCUAGUUGUUACCAGUGAUGACACUGAAAAUCUUGCUCUAUUUCUAGGAUUCGGUAAUGGAUCCUUUGGAGUUCGGAUGACAAUUACAAUUGACUAUACUUCAGAAUCUAUGGCUGUGGGUAAUUUUAACAACGAUAGAAACCUUGAUAUACUUGUGGGAUCGCCCGAUGGAGUAAUUGUGUUACGAGGCUAUGGUAAUGGCUCGUUUGCAUCUGAAAUUAUCGACUCAGAUUAUUCUCCUCCACGCUACAUUUCUGUCGCUGAUUUUAAUAACGAUACUUAUCUGGAUUUUGCUGUUGCUAACUAUGAUUUUGAUAAUGUUGGAAUUUUUCUGAACUAUGGUAAUGGAUCAUUUACACCACAGACUACGUUUUCAGUGGACACGAGUCCAUUCACAUUAGCAGCUGGGCAUUUAAAUGAUGACGGUCGAUUAGACAUUGUUGCAGGUACUAUAGGCUAUCGUACAGUGACAAUUCUACUAGGAAACGGCGAUGGAUCUUUCCAGAAUAAAAUCAUAUAUUCAGUAGGUAUUCUUCCACAAUCAGUAGCAAUUGGUGAUUAUAAUAAUGAUGGACAUUCAGAUAUAGUUGCUGCCAAUGUUGGUAGCGAUUAUUUUAGUGUUCUCUUGGGAUAUGGUGAUGGACGAUUCGCGCCUCAAAUCACAUAUCAAACCGGUUCUAGUCCACGGUUUAUCGUUGGUAGUGAUCUAAAUAGUGACGCUAAACUUGAUAUUGUGGUCGCGAACGCAGGUGAUAACACCGUUACUGUCUGGUUUGGCUGUUCAAACCUUAUUUNACGGAUAUGA